AACGACCGCCGGGCCCGUACGCCGCCGACGCCGAAAGCGCAGAAGACAUUCUGUUGAAGGCGGAGAACGAAAGGAUGUUCUUCCAUGCACCACGGCAUGUAGCGAAGUCCCGAGGAGACUUUCCCGGCAAUAUGCUUCGUGAUUUCUUUAAUGGAGCCAAUGCCUACCGGGACAGCCAGGUUGAAUGGUUCCUUCGCAAGCCUGACUGGACAAAGAUCCGGCUGCAGCCGUUCGAGAAGAACCUGUACGAGGAACACCCGGCCACGACAAGCCGGUCGAUGGCCAAAGUGCACGCCUACAGAAAUGUCAACGGUAUAUCGGUGAGCGGGAAGAACAUUCCAAAGCCCAUCCUUGCUCUGGAAGAGUCUAACUUCCCGGACUUCAUCGUCAAGAGCAUCUUGCCCUCACGCUACCACUCUUUGCCCACGUGCAUCGAGGCACACUGCUGGCCCAUUGCACUCAGGUGCAGAAACUUUCUGGGUAUCGCGGAGACAGGAUCACACAAGACGCUCGCCUACCUCCUGCCGGCAGUAAUCCACGUCAGUAGGCAGCCGCCCCUGCAACAGGGAGAUGGACCCAUCGCCGUCGUGCUGGCUCCGACACGAGAGCUGGCCAAGCAGAUUCAUAACGUAGCCUUAGAAUUCGGUGAACACGCCGCAUUGCGCAGUGUCUGCGCAUCGAGCGGGGAGCCCAAGGAAGGUCAGUACGACGAGCUGAAGAAGGGCUGCCACAUCUGCGUGACCACGCCUAGGCGCCUCAUUGACUUCCUCGAGGAAGGCACGGUGAAUCUGCGCCGCUGCACGUACCUUGUGCUGGACGAGGUAGACCGCAUGCUGGCAAUGGGUUUCAAGCACCAUGUCCUCAAGGUUGCCGAGCUCUGCCGUCCGGACCACCAGACGAUAAUGUGGGUCACAUCCUGGCAAAACGAGCUCAGACCUCUUGUCGAGGACCUGCUCUACGACUACAUCGAAAUAGAGUUCGGGAUGGCGCAGCUACCCGCUGAAAAGAGCGUCGAGAUGACUGUCGACCUUUGCCAGGAAGAAGAGAAGGAAGCGAAGCUAGCCCAGCUCUUCGAUGACGUGCUCAAGGAGAAGUCAAAUAAAGCCGUUGUUUUUACCCACACGAAGAGGAAGGCAGACGAGCUUGCGUGGAAACUUCGGCUCCGUGGCUGGUCUGCCCUUGGCCUUCACGGCAUGAAGACGAAAAAAGAGCGUGACUGGAUCCUUUCCAUGUUCCGGUCUGGUACGUCAAGCGUGCUCGUGACGACGGACAAGGUCGUCCAGGACAUGCUCCUCGAGAACGUGUGCUUGGUGGUGAACUACGACUGCCCGGACUGCUCGGAGCUCUACGCGCGCAGGUCGCGCCACGUCGCGCGCUCAGGCGAACCAGGCCUGGUUCACACGUUCAUCAUUCCGACCCAGCAGCCGUAUGCCGCAGAACUGAUAGAAAUUCUGCAGGAGGCCAAGCAGCCCGUUAAAUCUGAGCUGUACGAUAUGGCAAAGAGAUCGUUCUAAAAUAUGACGCGUUUGACACCGGCGGUCGGCGGGGUGCCCGGGGUGACGGCGGCCCUAGGAAGGGACUCGGUGUCCUGAAGAACCCUCUUAAAAUUUCCGCCUCUGCAGAACUGAUGGAAGAAUCAGCCGUCUAUUCAUUUAACUUGAUGCCAAUUAAAACUUAUAUUUUAUCAGUUUGUAAUUUGUUAACAAUGAAUGAUUGGGCAAGAAAUGAAAUAAAAUUUUAAUUUACCAUCAA
Molecule: messenger RNA, 1752 nt
Organism: Dermacentor andersoni
Lineage: Eukaryota; Metazoa; Arthropoda; Arachnida; Ixodida; Ixodidae
Source: RefSeq, a predicted model, not a curated record